Molecule: messenger RNA, 6692 nt
Organism: Pungitius pungitius (ninespine stickleback)
Lineage: Eukaryota; Metazoa; Chordata; Actinopteri; Perciformes; Gasterosteidae
Product: ankyrin repeat and IBR domain-containing protein 1-like
Exons: 21
Coding region: 365-4291 (1308 amino acids)
Biological process (GO): positive regulation of proteasomal ubiquitin-dependent protein catabolic process; ubiquitin-dependent protein catabolic process; protein polyubiquitination
Cellular component (GO): ubiquitin ligase complex; cytoplasm
Molecular function (GO): zinc ion binding; ubiquitin protein ligase activity; ubiquitin conjugating enzyme binding
Source: RefSeq, a predicted model, not a curated record
CAACAACACUGAAGCGAUCCAGCCAGUCUCGCCCCUUCGCUCUACCAGCAGCAGCAGCAUCAUCGUCGUCGUCGUCCCCACCGGGUCCGGUGGCAGCGAGGAUGGUUCAGUCCAAAAGCAGCCGGAGAUGCGAAGGACAGUGACAAGGCAAUGGCCCUCGAUGUACGCAAGUUCCCGAACCCACGACCAGUGACCAAGUGAAUCGACCGUGGCAGGAGAACACUUGACCAUGUUGCUCUGAGUUGUGACCUGUGGCGAACGGGGGAGGAGGAAGAGGGGGGGGAGGAGGAGGAGGAGGAGUGAAGAGCAAAGAGGCAGACGAGGCACAGCUCCCCUUCGGUGGUCCUUUUGCAAACUUGAAGCCAUGGGCAACACAGCCACCAAGUUCCGUAAGGCCCUGGUGGGUGGCGACGAGGCCCUGGCCUGGCAGCUGUACGAGGGCAACCCUCAGUUCAGGGACGGCCUGGACCCGAAUGCAUCGUACGGAGAGCAGUACCAGCACAACACGCCGCUGCACUACGUCUGCCGCCACGCCAUGACACGUCUGCUCAGGUCCUUUCUGUUUAGUAAAGAGGGGAAUCCCAACAAGCGCAAUGUGCACAACGAGACGUGCCUCCACGUGCUGUGCCAAGGCCCACAGAUCCUGCUGCUGCCGGAGGGAGCGCUGUCGCCGCGACUGGCCCGACCCCAGAGGGACGAGCAGCGCCGAGCCGACUCUCUGCAGAUGAGCCUCAGUUGGACCGGUGCCAGGCUGGAGGGAGGCCAGUACGAGAAGGCCAAUGUCAACGCCACCGACAACCACCACAGCACCUGUCUGCACUACGCUGCAGCUGCAGGCCUGAAGAGCUGUGUGGAGCUGCUAAUCCAGAGCGAUGCAGACCUUUUUGUGGAGGACGAGGACAAGUUGACGCCAUGUGACCAUGCCGAGCGGCAUCACCACACCGAGCUGGCCCUCAGCCUGGAGUCACAGAUGGUUUUCUCCUCCUCUUCAGCUCAGCAGUCAAACACGGACGCUCAUGGUGAAACCAACCUGCUGCAGUACAAAGAGCCUUAUGAGGGACUGAAACUUCAGGACCUGCGCAGACUAAAAGACAUGCUGAUCGUGGAGACGGCAGACAUGCUGCAAGCCCCCCUCUUCACUGCCGAGGCCCUGCUCCGAGCACACGACUGGGACAGAGAAAAGCUUCUGGAAGCGUGGAUGUCGGACGCUGAGGGUUGCUGCCAGCGCUCCGGUGUGACCAUGCCCACCCCACCACCCAGCGGGUACAAUGCGUGGGACACCCUGCCCUCACCUCGCACCCCAAGGACCCCGCGCUCACCGCUCACGCUUACCCUCACCUCCCCGACGGACAGCUGCCUCACACCUGGAGAGGAGAGCCUGGCUUUGUGUGGGAUCUGUCUCUGCUCCAUCUCAGUGUUUGAGGAUCCAGUGGAGGUGUCCUGUGGACACGAGUUCUGCAGAGCGUGCUGGGAAGGGUUCCUUAAUGUAAAGAUUCAAGAGGGUGAUGCACACAAUAUCUUCUGCCCGGCCUAUGAGUGCUACCAGCUGGUGCCGGUGCAUGUGAUAGAAAGUGUAGUUUCCAGGGAGAUGGACCAGAGGUAUCUACAGUUUGACAUCAAGGCGUUUGUGGAGAACAAUCCUGCCAUCCGAUGGUGUCCUGCAGCACGUUGUGAGCGGGCGGUGCGGCUAACUCGACCGGGCCCGGGGGAUAGUGACCCACACAGUUUUCCUCUGCUGCCCUCCCCAGCUGUUGAUUGUGGCAAAGGUCACCUCUUCUGCUGGGAGUGCCUUGGCGAGGCCCAUGAGCCAUGUGACUGUCAGAUGUGGAGGAACUGGCUCCAGAAAGUUACAGAGAUGAAGCCUGAGGAGUUGGCAGGUGUGAGUGAUGACUAUGAGGAUGCUGCUAACUGCCUAUGGCUGUUGACCAACUCAAAACCAUGUGCCAACUGCAAAUCGCCCAUUCAGAAGAAUGAGGGAUGCAACCAUAUGCAGUGUGCUAAGUGCAAGUAUGACUUCUGUUGGAUAUGUCUGGAGGAGUGGAAGAAGCACAGCUCAUCAACAGGAGGCUACUAUCGCUGUACUCGCUAUGAGGUCAUCCAACAGCUAGAGGAGCAGUCCAAGGAGAUGACUGUGGAGGCAGAAAAGAAGCACAAAAGUUUUCAGGAGCUGGAUCGUUUCAUGCACUAUUAUUCUCGCUUCAAGAACCAUGAACACAGUUAUAAGUUGGAGCAGAAAUUGCUAAAAACAGCCAAAGAGAAGAUGGAGCAGCUCAGCAGGGCCUUCAUUUGCCGUGAAGGAACUCCUCCGGACACGCGUUUCAUCGAGGACGGCGUGAGUGAGCUGCUGAAGACGCGACGCGUCCUAAAGUGCUCUUACCCAUACGGCUUCUUCCUGCAGCAAGGCAGCACCCAGAAGGAGAUAUUUGAGCUAAUGCAGACCGACCUGGAGAUGGUUGUGGAGGACCUGGCCCAGAAGGUCAACCGGCCGUACCUGAGGACUCCGUGCCACAAGAUUACCAGUGCAGCACGUCUGGUGCAGCAGAAGAGGCAAGAAUUCCUGGCAUCAGUGGCCCGAGGUGUCGCGCCCAACGAUUCUCCCGAUCCGCCCCGCAGAAGUUACCCAGGAGGAUCAUGGGACUGGGAGUACCUUGGCUUCGCCUCCCCUGAGAUGGGGAGUCGUCACUCUGUACUGGGAGCAGGAGAUCCGAGAGAGAGACAGUCACAGGAUUAUGCUGACAUCCAGUACCGUCGCAGACACCGGCCACGGCGCAGAGGAGACAUGCUGAGUCUGCACAACCUCAGAAGCAGCAGCAACACACCAGAGACCAGUAGGAGGAGUGACAUCACAGAAAAUCCAGAGAGGAUUGAGGGCCGCAGAAGAGUGCUGGGUUUGCUGGAUGAAGACGAUCCGAACAUCCUGCUGGCCAUCCAGCUGUCCCUUCAGGAGUCUCGCCGAGAGCGAGGCCUGGAGGGGGGGACAGAGGGGAGAGUGGAGCUGGACCGUGGACCUGAUAGAGGACAGCAGAGGAUGCGGAGACCCUCGGGGGACCCGGGUGAUGUUGCCCUGCAGUCUCUAAACACAGAAGGUCCUCCAGGAGCCAGAGGCUCCUCCUUCCCCGCUGCUCUCCAGAACCCUCCUCGACCCCCUAACAGGACAGACUCCACCUCUCAUCCUCCCAUGUCAAACCCUCUCCCGCUCCCUCCACCUCCUCCCUCCCUCAGUGCAGAGCUGCUGGAGCUGGGAGACAGCCUUAUGAAACUGGGGAGCAUAACCACUCCUUAUGACCUAGACACACACACGCAGGAGCAGCUGUGCUCUCACCACGCAUACAACCACAGAACACACAGCACUCCUUACACCAUCGAACCCACUUACAGCGACGUCAGCCACAGACCGGAACAAGACCCACAAACCACUACAUACGUGCUCGACCACAUUGCCACUACUGAACCCAGUUACAGCCACUCCAGCGGUUAUUUGUCCGAGGCUGAACACACUGCCUCUUGCUCACAUGAACGCACCCAAGAACCGACUCACUCUGGUUCGUGUAACCGGGAGCAACGUGACGUCACGCCGGGACCGGACAUCUCCUACAACCCAUGCCCCGAACACAUCGGCCCGUACACUCAGGAGCGCACCGCUGCCUACGCUCCCGAACGCCCACCCAGAUCAGAGCCCCAGCCCCUUGCCCAGUUGUGCCUCCCGUCUCCAGAGCUUGAGCCGGAGCUGCUGCUUUCACCGGUGAUCCCCCCGGGGGGGCCUUUCACCCCCAGUGACCCGCAGAGUCUGGAGCCCCUGGACCCAACAGCCAGUGCCCAGCUGCUGGACAACAUCAUGGCCUGGUUCAACAACAACAUUAACCCCCAGAACAACCCCCAGAGCCUGGCCCUCAUCCCCUCCCCACCCACCACAGAAACGGACUCCUCUCCUGACACACACACUGAGACUGAGUCAGAGAGCCAGACCUCCAGGGGCACGACCCCCGGCCCGCUCUGGCAGCCCCUGGAGGGCGAGCCAGAAGCAGGGGGUGGGUCGGCGAGCCCCUGUCGAGGCGCAGAGGGCCUGAAGACGUCGAGGCCCAGCACUCUGGAGCUAGAAAAGGGUGCGGACGCAGGGUGCGUGUCUGAACUGUCGCUGGACGAAGCGCACGCGCACCCGCGUUCGCACUCGCAACGCGGAAACAGUCCCGCACACACUGCCCCGGCCGCAGAGAGAGACCUGGACCGCAUCCUUCAGCUAGAGGGAGAACAGUCACCUGUGGAGUGGGAGGAACAAGUACACCUGGUGUGACAGCGACAUUACAAUGCGGAGUGAACAUCCAGUACAAGAAGAGUGAGAAGUAAAAGAGGGGAGAAAAUCUUUUGAAGUGCUUACUGUAUGUAUUAUACUGUAUCUAGAGAGGACAUGAAACCCUGGGGAUUGGGUCCAGUAAAGAUGAUGUCAUACGCUGAUACAAGUGCUUUUGUCUGCUCUAAAAACAAAAUAUUUGAAGUACAUCAAUGGAAUGCUACUGAUUUCAUAACACAUGAAAUGCUGCACAUGUUUUUGUUUUCUUACUUUAUUUAUUUCCUGUAUUUGUCUUGUCAGUCUGUCCAGGAUGAAGUUUUGGUGCUGAAAUCCAAACCUGCCUCACUUUAGUUAACACGCCGACCCGACCGCAAGCUUCCUGGAGCCAAAUAUGAUAACUGUAACCUCGGAGCUUGUUCAGUGUACUGUACAACCACAUGGGCCUAAUUCUGAAUUUUGGCCCUUUGUGCACACUGUGCCUGUUUUGUUAGAGAGCCGACACACUACGGAUGAUUUCUUUUGGCAGGCCGCAAAGUACGGCAAUAUACCUGUCUGCUCAGUGAACGUCAGGCUAGUGCAACGUGCCAUCUGGAUUUAAUGACGGCUAUAAUUAUUUUGUAAAUCUCCAGCAAUUACGUAAGAGAUAUAAUCUUGUCCCUCUGCACGAGGAGGUCUGAGGUCAGAGGUCAGAAUUCAGCAUCAUGCAUUCUUGUGAGGGGGAAUUGAACCCUUUAUUUUUGGCUGCACCACUCUGCUACCCAUUCCAUUAAAUUCUAUGAGCUUGAGAUGCGCUUUCAUUUAAGUGUCCUCUGUAUUGCAGUAUUUUACACCUGCUUUGGCUCAGUUUUGGCAUUGUGCAAAAUGUUAUAUUAAUGACAAUUCUUGCCUCAAAAUAUUUAUCAAAUUAUGUAUCUCAUCAUUGUUGAAUCACAUUUUCAAACAUGGAUUUUAUUAAAUUAUGCAAUCAGAGAAAUUAAUACUGAAGCAUAUUUUUGUGUGAAAUCAAUCUUAUCAAUUUGUCAGUUAACACAUUGAUAACUGAGCCAAAGCAAUCAGAAUACUGUAUAUAAAAACAUAAAUUCUCUUUGCUUAUCACUUUAUCAUUUUUAUUCCACUACUGAUGGCUAGUGCAGUGUGCUGUUUGAUAGAUGAGCGCUGGGUUGGGGUUUACUGUAGUUUAUCCUCUUCUAUUUCUUUAUUUAUAUAGGGCUGUUUUUUUCAGUUUAGACCAGCGUUGUCUGUCCGUGUGCCUUUUUUGUUUCAAUCAUAUUUGUCUAUUUUUUGGUAUUUAUUACUGUCAUUGCUUUUAUACAUGCAAAACAAGUUGUCUGAGGAUUAAUGGAGAACACACUACUUUGGCAGUUGCCACACACUGAGGUUCUUGAUGCACGUUAGUAUUGUUUUUUCUCACACCACAGGUUUAUCAUAUUUUAUCGUAUCCCUGAAAACUGAAUUGCAGAAAAGUGAAAUAAAUGUGUUAAUUAUUUACACUUCACACACUGGUUUCCACUAACAGUGUUAUCUCCAUGUUGUUCAAAUGUGGCCUUUGAUUUUUUCAAAAUGCUCUCAAUCUUUUUAUCUUUAAACUUUAUUGCCCAACUGGAAUGUUUACAAGAUAAUUAAGCACUGCCUGUUGUGUUAAGAUAUGGUGCUGCUGGGAAUGAAAUCAUAAUAAUGGAGCGUGUUUAUAAUCAUACAUUCAUGCCAAUCCCACAAAUGUUGAGAUAUCCUUUUUAGUUGAAAUCUGUGUGUCUGCAUUAAAUGUGCCAAUUAUGCAGAAUGGGAUUUGAGAAAGUGCAUCACUUACAAUUGAAUAUUAAGCUUGUUUAAAAUGUGAGGUCCCGCGUGCUCCACUGACGUGACAAAAGCCCUAAAAUAACCACUUUUUCUUUCUAUAUUCGACAUUAAACUGUGAAGGCGAUAGACUGGUUUUUAGGUGCUGAUGAAGACCUUUCAUGAGGCCUGCUGAGAUGUGAGGUCUGCUCGUGUCGCCUAUAAACACUUCAGACUGUGUUUCUUAAGGAAUAGUUAACCAUUUACUUUAGGUAACUAUAGGAUACAAAACAGAAAUGGGGACUCUUUUAAUUUGCACAAGCAUGCUGUGUUGCACUAAUCAGGUGGAUGGAUGUGGAAGGAUGAUUAGUGUUCUUUUAUUAUUUUCUUUCUUGUGUUGAUUUAGAAUUUCAUUUAUGGUGUCAUGGGAUGUAUCAUUUGGUAGGCCAUAUAUCAUUUAUAUUUUAAUGAUCCCUCAUAAACCCACUUGGGAAUAAUAGAAAAAUGAAAUUGCACUUGCAUAGAUUAUACUUGAUACAUUCCCAGUCGAUCCAUAAGAAAGGUUUGAUGCGUGGCCAAAACUGUAAAGGAAAGUGCAAAGUUUUCUCUCAAUAAAAACAACUGAAAGAUU